GCUGGGCCCCCGCGGUGACCCUCUCCGUUUUGUCGCCCGCCUGCUACUAUCAUUCCUUUCAUAUCCAGUUCAGCGUUACGUUCUAGCGAUUUGUAUGCAUCCAUAGAUACCCUUACUACUACACCAUUCUUUCCACGCCUCUCCUUUGUUCAUAGGAUAGCCUGAGAAUAUCUCUUUUGUUGGAACCCCCACCGUCAUUUUUCUAGGGCCAGGGGUGCCCUUCUACUCAACGUCACCAUGGAUCAUGAUUUCGUUCUCCAGCAAACGCUCCCGUGGAGCUUACAGCGCAAUCGGUUGGCAGAACUUCUGACGGCGGAUUUCACGGUUGCUGCAGGCUCAGCAGCUUUGGUCACUCCGGCCGUGAUGAUUCUGGAUAGACUGGUAGUGGAAAAGUCCUCUCACAAUCAACCUCUUCUGCCGGCAUUUCGUCGACAUCUGUGGCUCUCUAUCACGCAACCUGCGACCUUCCUUACCUCGCGACCCAGUCUGCUCGUCUGGUCCCUCUACACCGCAACCUUUGCCGCGGCUAAUGCCACCGAGACCGUCCUCAGCGAGGUCUAUCCACACAUCGACCACGCCCUUGCCACGACGUCGACCUUCUUAACCACGUUCGUGGUUAACUCCUCCGUUGGUAUCUGGAAGGACGUCAAGUUCGCUCAACUUUUCGGCCACAACCACAACACCAGCACCGCGGGGACAACCACACCCCCACCCCCGGCAGCGGCAUCAACUCCGGCGGCAGCAGCAGCAGCAGCAGCAGCUACCAAACCAACCGCUGCUGCAGCCGCCGCGGCAUCCCAAAGCAAGAUCCUCCGCUCUGUCACCCGCUCUAUUCCCUUCGCUACCUACUCCGCCUUCCUCAUCCGCGACGCCCUGACGAUUUUCGGCUCCUUCAGCCUCCCGGCGAUGGUCUCCGCCUCAAUCCCAGACUCGGUGGCUUCGAGCGAGUACGCCAAGAUCCUCCUUGCGCAAUUGGCCAUCCCAGCCUCGAUCCAACUCAUCAGUACCCCGAUCCACCUGCUGGGGUUGGACCUCUACAACCGACGGAUGGCGAUUCCGGCCGCAGACCGAAUGGCGCGGGUGAGUCGGGAUUGGAUCGGGGCGUCGCUGACGCGGAUGUGUCGCAUCAUUCCCGCCUUCGGUAUCGGUGGGUUUGCCAAUACCGAGGGGCGGGCCUAUCUCCAUGAGCAACUGCGGCUGUCCGGUGAGGAGUGAAACAAUCCCAACCACUUCGGAUGGCCUUGUCUAUCUCAACCACUAAGCAUGCAAAAUCCAAUCCCUGAGUGACUCAAUUGGACAGUCAUCAUAGAAACCUGGAUUGUGACAACCACAAACAAACAAUCGGGAUUCUGCGACCGAGUUCGGCGAUGACUCGGUGAAGAGGGG
This is a messenger RNA of Aspergillus fijiensis CBS 313.89, 1386 nucleotides long. RefSeq lists its product as uncharacterized. Bases 238 to 1215 code for a protein of 325 amino acids. The record is from RefSeq and is a predicted model, not a curated record. The transcript has 3 exons. Gene Ontology annotation, cellular component: mitochondrion. Lineage: Eukaryota; Fungi; Ascomycota; Eurotiomycetes; Eurotiales; Aspergillaceae.